Messenger RNA from Entelurus aequoreus (snake pipefish), 2041 nucleotides. RefSeq lists its product as uncharacterized. The coding region runs from base 275 to 1708 and encodes 477 amino acids. The transcript has 5 exons. Gene Ontology annotation, cellular component: membrane. Gene Ontology annotation, molecular function: monocarboxylic acid transmembrane transporter activity. The record is from RefSeq and is a predicted model, not a curated record. Lineage: Eukaryota; Metazoa; Chordata; Actinopteri; Syngnathiformes; Syngnathidae. Gene Ontology annotation, biological process: transmembrane transport; monocarboxylic acid transport.
AUAACCACGCAAAGAAGCGGUCACCAGAAGGGGCGGGGUGUUGGUCAGCUUUAUGAGCACAUCACUUCUGGUAUGUAGCCUUUCUCGCUUUACUCGCCAAGACCCAACCUCCGAGCUGAGGAUUUUAGCGUGUCCUGAAGAAUUUGGAGGUAAUCCUCCUUUUUCAUUGUCCCAUUGACUCUCUGUAAAUACAGCAGCAGUUCCAUUGGCAGCAAAACAGGCCCAGAGCAUAACACUACCACCACCAUGCUUGACGCGUUGACCAGGUCCGGCGAUGCCGCCCCCGGUCACUGGUCCCCCCGCCGUGCCCCCGCCAGACGGCGGCUGGGGCUGGGCCGUGGUGCUGGCCUCCUUCAUCUCCAUCGGCUUCUCCUACGCCUUCCCCAAGGCCAUCACGGUCUUCUUCAAAGACAUCCAGGUCAUCUUCGACGCCUCCUACAGCCAGAUCGCCUGGAUCUCCUCCAUCAUGCUGGCCGUCAUGUACGCCGCAGGCCCCAUCAGCAGCAUCCUGGUCAACACGUACGGCUGCAGGCCCAUCGUCAUGAUGGGCGGCUGCUUGUGUGCACUCGGCAUGACUCUGGCCUCCUUCUGCACCAGCGUGGUGCAGCUCUACCUCUGCAUCGGAGUCAUCGGGGGACUGGGCUUGGCAUUCAACCUGCAGCCAGCUCUGACCAUGAUCGGCAAAUACUUCGCCAAGAAGCGUCCUAUCGCCAACGGUCUGGCCAUGGCAGGAAGUCCGGUCUUCCUCAGCACCUUGGCGCCCCUCAACCAGUACCUCUUCAACCACUUCGGCUGGAGAGGAAGCUUCCUCAUCCUGGCCGGCCUCCUGCUCAACUGUUGCGUGGCGGGGGCGCUCAUGAGGCCGCUGGGCCCGCCGCCGUCCAAAGUGAAGAAGGAGGCGUGCGUGACCACGGUCACUAAGGAGGAGCGCAGCGCCUGGAAAGUUCUGAACAAGUACCUGGACCUGACACUCUUCAGGCAUCGCGGCUUCCUCAUCUACCUUUCUGGCAACGUGAUCAUGUUCCUGGGCUUCUUCGCGCCCAUCGUCUUCCUGGCGGCGUUCGCCAAGGACAUGGGCGUGGACGAGUACUCGGCCGCCUUCCUGCUCUCCAUCCUGGCCUUCGUGGACAUGUUCGCCAGGCCCUCCAUGGGUCUGCUGGCCAACUCGCGCUGGGUCAGGCCCAAGAUUCAGUACUUCUUCAGCUUCGCCGUGCUCUACAACGGCGUGUGCCACAUCCUGUGCCCGCUGGCCGAGACCUACACGGGCCUGGUGGUCUACGCCGUGUUCUUCGGCUUUGCCUUCGGCAUGGUGAGCGCCGUCUUGUUUGAGAGUCUCAUGGACCUGGUCGGCCCUCAGAGGUUCUCCAGCGCUGUGGGCCUCACCACCAUCGUGGAAUGUUGCCCGGUCCUCCUGGGGCCGCCUUUAGCAGGCAAACUGGUGGACGUCAGCAAGACUUACAAGAGCAUGUACUUUUGCUGUGGGGCCGUGGUCAUCGUGGCCAGCGUCUGGCUCUUCAUCGGCAACUUCAUCAACUACAGACUGUUGGACCGCGAGCGCAAGCGGGCCCAGCAGUACACACCGGCCGGCACCGAAGACCCGGACCUGGUGGGGAAGGAGGCGCUGGGCGGGGACAAGAAGCAGCCAGACCAGGAGAAAGACCAGGAGAAGGGCCAGCAGGAGCCCAUGCAGAGGGAAACCAACAUGUGAACAGAAGACCACCGGAGAUUCCCUCAAAAAUGGGUCAGCGAUGAUCAAUCUGAAGCCAAGAGGUGCCUGGUGGUGUUCCACCUGGCUCUGCCUGGUGGUGUUCCACCUGGCUCCGUCUGGUGGUGUUCCACCUGGCUCUGUCUGGUGGUGUUCCACCUGGCUCUGUCUGGUGGUGUUCCACCUGGCUCCGUCUGGUGGUGUUCCACCUGGCUUUGUCCAGGGUCCUCUCAACUCUAACUGCCAAACCAACACACAUGCUGCUGAAAUUUAAACCCGUGCACCGAAAUGUUGGCAUACCAGGUGAAAGGAAAAUUAAAUAAAUAUAUAUAUAUA